UUGAGAUCCCCUUUUUUGCUUUUUUUGCCACUCUGUGUGUCGGGAAUACUGAUCCGCACUCUCGCUAAGCCACUCUCUUGUUUACCCGUUCCUUGUCUGUUUUGUAUAAUCUCCCACGGACUCUCGACAGGGGGGGAUUAAUGCCCCGUAUCCUUCCCAUUAUUUAGGUGCCGCCCCUUUGAUGCCUCUCCGGCGAAAGCGACACAUUAAUGCGAGCGGAAGACUGUCCAGCGGAUGCUUCGCUCGCCUCCGCCUCCUCCCCGAACGCUGUCUAAAUAAAGAUCCUGUUGCGAGCGGCGCAUCCUUCGUCCGCGGAGAAGAGGAUGGACUAGUUGGCACCGCGGCCAUGGCCUCCUCGUCCCUCUGGAUUUGUGCCUUCGGCGUUCUCCUCCUCAUCCAAGGAUCCCAAGGGGGGUUCCACCAACGGCAGCUGCUGAAGGACCUGAUGGAGGACUACACUCCACUAGAAAGGCCGGUGGGGGACGAUGCCCAGCCCAUCACCAUCCAUUUCACACUGAGCUUAAUGCAGAUCAUGGACGUGGAUGAGAAGAAUCAAGUCCUGACCACCAACGUCUGGCUGCAGAUGUAUUGGUACGAUCACUAUUUGCGGUGGAACGAGUCGGAAUACCCCGGCGUGAAGACCCUGCGUUUUACGCCGGACAGCGUCUGGAAGCCGGACAUCCUUUUGUACAACAGUGCCAAUGAGGAGUUCGACUCCACUUUCCACACUCACGUCUUGGUCAACUCCAGUGGAUAUUGUCAAUGGCUUCCUCCAGGCAUCCUGAAAAGCACCUGCCGGAUCGACGUGCGCUGGUUCCCCUUCGACACCCAGAAGUGCGACCUCAAGUUUGGCUCCUGGACCUACGAUGGGUGGCUCCUGGACCUGCGCAUGAUGGAGUCGGACACCUCCGGCUACGUGGCCAACGGAGAGUGGGACCUCGUGGGUGUUCCAGGCACUCAGAACAAGGUCUUCUAUGAAUGUUGCCGGGAACCCUACCUGGACGUCACCUUUGCGGUGACGAUGCGCCGGCGGACGCUUUACUACGCCCUCAACAUGCUGGUCCCCUGCCUGCUGCUGUCCGCCAUGACGUUCCUCGUCUUCCUUUUGCCGGCCGACUCCGGGGAGAAGAUUUCUCUGGGGAUCACCGUCCUCCUAUCACUCACCGUCUUCAUGCUACUGGUCGCAGAGGUCAUGCCCGCCACUUCGGACUCCAUCCCACUGAUAGGGCAAUACUUCGUCAUGACCAUGACCAUGGUGGCCCUCUCGGUGGUGGCCACGGUCUUCGUCCUUCAGUACCACCACCACGACCCCGACGGCGGUUGCAUGCCCCGAUGGGUGCAGGUGGUGGUGCUGCGGUGGGGCGCCUGGUUGCUGCGCAUGCGCCAACCGGGGGAGGAGCCUGUGGGUCGGCCCCAUUGCACCCCGAGCCUCCUAAGCUGCAGUUCGGAGAGCAGCGACGGCGGAGGCACGCCGAUCCCGCAGCCCGCCCCGGCGCUCCCCGUGGCCAACGGGGGCCUGGCCUACGGGGGUCCCUUCCCCGCCAAGCCCCCCGAGGUCCCCCGGCCCUUCCUGCCCUCCCCGGAGCUCCAGGCCUCCACCCCGGAGGAGCUGCUCUCCAGCCCCGAACUGGGCCGCAUCCUGGAGGAGCUGCGCUACGUUGCCCGGUGUUUCCGGGGCCGGGACGCCGCGCAGGCCGCCUGCAGCCAGUGGAAGUUCGCGGCGGCCGUCGUGGACCGGCUCUGCCUGGUCACCUUCGUCCUCGUCCACAUCGUCUGCUCCAUCGGCAUCCUCAUGGCCGCCCCCAACUUCGCGGAGGCCAUUACUAAGGACUUCCUGUGAGCGCCCCUACUUUUCCGUAUCCCCCUGUACUACCCAGCUGAGUUUGGAAAAGUUACUUUUUUGGGACCCAGGAUCACCCAGCCAACAUGGUCUAACUUUUCCGGACUCCGAUUGACAAGAAUCUGAACUCUGUUCAAGAAAAGUGGCACCUACUUUUCUGUAUCCACCAGUAUGACCCACUUGAAUUUGGAAAAGUUACUUUUUGGGACCCAGAAUCCCCCAGCCAGGAUUAUCAGUAACUUUUCCGGACUCCGAUCGACAAGAGUCUGAACUCAGAUCGAGAGGAUACCUACUUUUCCGUAUCUACCAGUAUUACCCAGCUGAGUUUAGAAAAGUUACUUUUUGGGACCCAGGAUCCCCCAGCCAGCAUGGUCAGUAACUUUUCCGGACUUCU
Messenger RNA from Anolis sagrei ordinatus, 2234 nucleotides. RefSeq names its product neuronal acetylcholine receptor subunit alpha-7-like. Gene Ontology annotation, biological process: monoatomic ion transmembrane transport; signal transduction; synaptic transmission, cholinergic. Gene Ontology annotation, molecular function: acetylcholine-gated monoatomic cation-selective channel activity; acetylcholine binding; acetylcholine receptor activity. Lineage: Eukaryota; Metazoa; Chordata; Lepidosauria; Squamata; Anolidae. Gene Ontology annotation, cellular component: plasma membrane; postsynaptic membrane; synapse. The record is from RefSeq and is a predicted model, not a curated record.